GCCGCUUUUUCCCGCCAUACAAGGGUUUCAGUCUCCUCGUGCACUUUUUUCACAACAGGUGGAAACACAAUCCACCGUUCAACUUAAUCCAACGGCCCAUAGUCUUCCAAUCCAUUUUCCAAUCGCAUUAUCGGUGAAAAUUCCCUCAUCAUUAGUUCAGUCGCCAACGCUUUUCCCUCUCUAAACACAGAUAAACACCAAGUAAGACUUCUCUUUCUGCCUUGUGUGAUGUUUAGUGGGGUUGAAGUUGAUUUUUCUUGGUUGCUGACAAUUAAGUGUGGUUUAUAUAUUAGCUUUGAUUAGGAAAUGGGGGUUUGUUGAAUUCUUUUUUUUUUCUGGCAAGUUUUUGAGGUGUCAAUGUGGCAGUCAACGUCUCCACCACUUGUUUCUUCAUCACUCCCGGACUCCCAUUUUCAGUUUCCCAAUGCAGGUCAAAAUAUAUACUCGUGCAUUCCACAAAGUUCAGUGUCGCUGGGAAAUGGAAUGGUACAGCCGUCUGCUCUUCCAUGGACUUCAAAUUCAAAUGUGGAUAUCUCGAGUCCUGCUGAGUUCAAUGGUUCAUUCAUAUCUUUUCUUUCCGGUCCAGUACCCUCUUUGCAAGGAGGGUUUCAGCAAUCAUCAAAUCUAAAAUCUGUCUUCAUGCUGAAUGAAAAGCCAAUAAAUCGUAACAAUGCCAAUGGAUCUGCUUCUAGGAAUGGACCAGUACUUGUACCUGCUGUUGAAUUGUCACAAUAUUUUAGCAGUGACAAGUUAAAAGCUGGAGAAACCCUUAAAUCAACUGCUGUAAUAGACCCUCCAAAAUGUGAAAUGGCUAAGCCAGCUGCUCCUUCCCAUUAUGUUGGCCACGGGAAGCAUUCUUCUUUGAAAUUCCAUGAUAUACCUGAUUCUGUGACAUCUAGAAAGGUUGUCUCGGAAACAGGAUAUUCUGGGCAGUUGUCCCCAUUGCUGAGCAGCUAUCCUCGUGUGUUUUGUUUCGGCUUAAACGGAUACCUGGUUCUCAGAAAUACUGGUGUUCUUGGAGUUAUUUGCUUGUGCCAUGGUUCACAUAUGUCUAUCUCUAGGUUUUGUGAGCAUUCUGGUUUAUCUGAUGUUAAUCCGGGGAUUGCUGUUCGGAUGGACAGUGGUGUGACCAUAGCUCAGUGGCGGAAGGUCUUCUUCCAAAAACUAGGGAUUAGGGCUCCUGAAGAUCAUGGUGGAUGGGACUGGCCUGAAGUAUUUCCAGUAAGUACAGCGUUGGGAGAGUUUUAUCCAUCCCUUCCCAAUUCAUCUCCAAAUUCUGAGCUAUCCGGUGGAGCUGGACAGUCAUGGAACAAUAUGUCUAUUUCAAAGAACCCUCAGCAUCCAACAUUGUCAAACUUAGAUGGGAUACGAGGCCCAAAGAAUGGUUCUUCAUUUAUUUCAGCUUAUAUUGGCUCAAACACCAAGGACACAAAUACUUUCAAUUCUCUUCCAGAUCCCAAAAUUUCAAAAUCGCUUGGUAUCAACAGCUCGCUAAUGCAAAUGGACAGAAGUAGUGUCUCCUCAAAUAUUGAGUUGAGACUUGGGCAUCCAUCCCAGCAAAGCAAAAAGUUUGGAAGUUUAGCUCAACAAAAUUUUGAGUAUCAUUCCAUCGUCAAACCAAUAGAAUACCAACAAUCAUUGUUUCCAGAGCCCCUUAUGCAUAAAGCAGUCGAAUCACAGGCAGAGGAAGAAAGCAGGUCAAAUUUUCAUAUGCUGAAUUUGAGUCCAAGAAGUGGAAAGGCUCAGCUGGACCCAGUCAACUCUGCCUAUGGACUCCACAACGCAACAAGUGAAUCCAGAACUAGAAAUUCCAUGUUUCCUAUGCUUCAAGCACAGUUCAAGGGUCCUUCAGAAGGACUACUGUACCCUGAAGCUACCAAAAAUAUGGUUAAUGGAAGUCAUAUUCCUCCCGGACAACCUCAGUCUAAAUCCCUUACUCUAAAGUGCGACCAAAUUGAUUUUCAUUGUGCUAGAGGUAAGAUGGCUAAUAAGGAAUUUAAUGUUGACACUUCAUGUGCUCUUGGACAUGGGAACAGUGAUAAAGGUGUGGUCAACAAUGUUGUUAAUUUACACAGUGCUGCUGAGUUGAACUUUGGACUCCACUCCAAUUAUUAUGAAAACAAAAGGACUGUUAAGAGAGUUGUAGAAGGGAUUGGUCAUAGCAAUUGCUUGGCCUUACAUGAGAAGAACCUUUAUUCAUGCAAGCCCUGUGGUAUGAUGAUGGAUAUGCCUGAUAUUCAGGACACCCUUAAUUUGUAUGGGAAGACAUCUUUAAUUUCUCAUAAUGGACCCUUUAAUAAUGGUAACAUCAGAUUUGUCUGUAAACCAGUGGACUCUAGAGCAGCUCCACCAUCGCAGGCAGUCCCGUGUGGGUUUCCAUUAUCAAGUUCAACUCUAAUUGGAAAUCAAACUCUACAAUUGUCUAACAAAAAGAGCUUGAAUGGAAGGCAGAUUGAACUCACCAUGAAUCCAAGAACCCAAACCUUGCAUCAUGGGUUGGAAAUUCCUAUUCCUGCACUUGUCACUUCCUCUACCACAGCCACCACAGAGCAUGUGCUAUGCAGGAAUCCAUUUGACAAAGCGCCAACAUCCAUAAACCAGUUAUAUGAACCCAAUGUCAUGAAUACGCUACAUGCUUCUAAGGCUGCAGCAGUAUCUGCCUUCUCUGGGUUUAGUGAUUAUAUGGGAAAGCAUAUUCAAGCUGUCGCUCCUAUUACUGAUCAGCUUGAAGGUUUCAAUUUUCCAGCUUUAUCACACGGAGGACCGUUCUGUGCUCAAGAAUCAGGAUUGCACUGUCAGCUUUCCACUGAUUCUAAUGCAGUUCACUGGCCUUACCUAAGACAUGGAGGUUCUGAAAGCAAUAUUUCCCCAUCAGUUGAGCAAGCAAAUUGCUUUCAGGUUGCACCAAAUUCAUUUAUGUCUUACCGCUGUAGCUGUGCUGUUCAGCCGGACUUUUCUGUUGAAAAACAUCAUUUCAUUGGUCAACCUCUGGAUACUACUCGGCUAGAACAGAGAGGAACUUCUGGCUGCAUUAAGAAUUUAUUUGCUUGUAAGUUGAAUGAUAGUCAGAAAGUUCCCUCGGACAAUCUGGCCUCUUUGGAAGAACAUAAUGAUUUAAUGUGGAACAAGAUAAACAAAAUGGAGUUCCACUCUUCUCAAUGGAGAGAUGGUCCAAAAAAGGUGACUGGAGCAGUUAGUCUGACAUGUAAGGAACAGACAACAGGUUUCCUGAACAUGAAUGAAAAAAUGAGGGGACAAAAUGCAGAUGCUGGUGGAAACAAACCCAGUUGUGAUGUAGCUUUUCAAAAUGUUGAAUGUCUAAAGGAGCCAGAAAUAUCCAAUGUUUCUUCUGGCGGAUCUGCACCUGUUGUUACUGAGGCAUCUGCGGAGAUUCAUGGCAAAGAGUUCUCCACUGCUAAUGGUCAAAAGAGUGUGGCAAGUAAUGUUGUAGUAGAUGAAGGAUCAGGAAUCGACAGAUGCUGGUCCUCUAAUGAUGCACAAGGCAGUGAACAAAGUGCAGAGUUUUUUGGUGUUGCUUGCAAAUUCAACCCCAUGGAUGCAGGACCAUCCAAAGGGUUUGCUGGUAACUCUUCUCGUAGUCUGAUUGAAGAACUUAGACUAAGAGAUUCCUUAAAAAUGAAGAAAAUGCAGAACCAUUCUAGCUUCAGCAUUAAAGAAAAGAGCCAUCGUAUUCAGAAAGUGGCUGAUAUCUCCAAAAAGGUGAUUAGAAAGAGAACCAAAUGGAGAAAAUUGGAUACAACACUUCCUGCUAUGUACUCUGCUUGUGCCUAUUCAGAGGGCACUUGCAGUGCUGGUCUUCUGUAUCAUUCGUGCAAUGAUAAAGAAGGUGCCCUCCUAUCGGAUAAUGGCAGUGCAGAAGAAUGUGUGUAUUCCAUAGAACCAAGUUUCAGAGAAAGGAGGUCCAGAAUGCGUUCAUUGAAUACUCUUUCUUGCAAUAGUAAAGUUAAUUGCCAUGAUGCAAAAGCUAUUGUUACUCAGUCAGAUCUUUUAAAGGUUGAUGAUGAUGAUACCUUUGUAACAUGUGAAAUACCAAGAAAGAGGCCGAAAUUGGACACUGCAAUACCUGUUAGGCAGACAGAUGAAGGACAUAAUCUCGCUGUUGACUCUGCAGCUAAAUGCAGUUUGGUAGAUACCUCUACGUCUUCUGAGGUGCAUGAGAAGGUUUAUAGAAGGGCAGUACGACCCUUAGUUUGGGGGAAAUAUGGUGUAAUUUCUAAUGCGAAUCCAUCAAAACCAGUCAAAUUUCUUUCUCUAAGAAAAAUUUGUGACUCAUUGGUGAAGUGUAGCUCCUCUGGAAACUACACUGCAAAAUCGACUUCCAUAAAAUUCAGGAAGGCAAGUGCAAAAGAAAAACAUCGACGCAUUAACAAAUCUCCAUAUCUCAAGAAAGUUGGAAGCUGUAAUUCUAAUACUGUUGUAACUACCGAAAAAUCUAAAAGUCAGCUCCUGACAUCUAUUGGAUUGGAUCCUUGCCAAUCAUUAGAGCAAUCGAAGAGAGCGCAUUGCCAUGGAGGUGAACAAGGGGCUCACUUAUUCUACUCUCUAGAGAAGAGAAGGUGUGAUUGCCUUAUAAAAACUGGUAAUAUUGCAGAUGAUUCUCUGCCAACUCCACAGAAGCCAAUGUCCAAGGAGAUUCACAAACGGGGAUUUAAUGAGUUGAUACUUGAAGGUAUUCAUCAAGGAGAAGGAGGUUCUACCUGUGCUCGAACAGAGGGAUACAAGGGCCGCAAAAAGGAAGGAGUGCGGUAUAAUUUUCCUCAGUAUUCCGAAUCUGGUGGUGGAUGCCUUGUUGCCCAGGAGCAACUAAAUGCCUGGAUUCACAUAACUGGACAAAAGUCAUCAAGAAAGGAGACUCCGAGGCUUCGACCAAAAGCUGCUGAAUAUGAUUAUCGGAAGGAAUAUGCUCGCUAUAAGCACUCCAAAGGGUGGAAGAGUUUGGUUGUGUACAAAUCUGGCAUUCAUGCUCUUGGUCUUUACACAUCUAGGUUUAUUUCACAGGGAGAAAUGGUUGUUGAAUAUGUGGGUGAGAUAGUGGGGCUUCGUGUGGCUGACAAAAGAGAAAUUGAGUACCUGUCAGGAAAGAAAUUGCAGUAUAAGAGUGCUUGCUAUUUCUUUAGGAUUGAUCAAGAGCAUAUAGUCGAUGCAACCCAAAAGGGAGGGAUUGCCCGAUUUGUGAACCAUUCAUGCCUCCCAAACUGCGUCGCCAGAAUCAUUUCUGUGAGGAAUGAGAAAAAGGUAGUAUUUUCUGCUGAGAGAGACAUUUAUCCUGGAGAAGAGAUUACAUAUGAUUACAACUUUAACCAUGAGGAUGAAGGCAAAAAAAUCCCCUGCUACUGUAAUUCGAAGAAUUGCCGGCGGUAUUUAAACUGACAGGGUGAUACUUGUUCAGGUGUUCAUAUUCUGGGUACCAGUUGAUGAAUAUGGAUGUUAUUCUUUGGCCUCUGCAGUAGUACGUGCUAAUAUUGUCGUGAAAGGCCAGCACCGGGAAUGUUAUAAUCUUUGUACAUUCAUAUGUAUGUAAAUAAAUAUUUUACUUUUGCAUUAACGUCUAGAUCUACAGUUUCUCACCCAGUCUUUUGGUUUCUUGAUUUAAGUUAUAGCACCAUACAAGUCCUGCUUGCAAUACUGCUAAAUGCAUAAUUUACAUAUU
Molecule: messenger RNA, 5671 nt
Organism: Lycium barbarum (goji berry)
Lineage: Eukaryota; Viridiplantae; Streptophyta; Magnoliopsida; Solanales; Solanaceae
Exons: 14
Coding region: 358-5391 (1677 amino acids)
Biological process (GO): positive regulation of DNA-templated transcription
Cellular component (GO): histone methyltransferase complex
Molecular function (GO): histone H3K4 methyltransferase activity; protein binding
Source: RefSeq, a predicted model, not a curated record